AUGGGAUGCCCCUCCAUCGCUUCUGUCCAUCGCUCGGAACAGUUCCGCGUAUCGCCUGAAGGUUCCAUUGAUGGGAAAACACGCGCAUGCCAUCAGAUUGUGCAGUCUAUGAUUAGAUCUCUUUCGAAGGGCGAGUCUGUUAAUCUAAAUGCGUUGAAAGCCUCGGUCUCUCACACUCUCAAGCUGGCAUCAAUGCCUCGCUUAGUGGAUAUUAUCGCAGCGAUCCCAGAAGAGCACAGAUCGGCACUUGUGCCUUUAUUGCGUGCUAAACCUGUUCGUACGGCUUCUGGUGUGGCCGUUGUCGCGGUUAUGUGCAAGCCACAUCGCUGUCCGCAUAUUGCUAUGACCGGAAAUAUUUGCGUUUACUGCCCUGGAGGCCCAGACUCUGACUUUGAAUACUCAACGCAAAGCUAUACAGGUUACGAACCCACAUCAAUGAGAGCUAUUCGUGCACGAUACGAUCCUUAUGAGCAGAGUCGCCAGCGCUGUGCUCAGUUGGCAGCGCUGGGACAUUCAGUGGAGAAAGUCGAGUUCAUCGUGAUGGGUGGAACUUUUAUGGCACUUCCAGAGGCAUACCGCGAGACAUUUAUUUCUCGCCUCCAUGAUUCGCUUUCGGGUAAUCAAAGCACUUCUCUGGAUGAGGCCAUCCAGCUUUCGGAACGAUCAGCCAUUAAAUGCGUAGGUAUUACCAUCGAAACGCGACCAGACUAUUGCCUGCGUGUGCACAUUUCCCAAAUGCUGCGUUAUGGCUGCACACGUCUAGAGAUUGGCGUUCAGAGUGUUUAUGAGGAUGUGGCCAGGGACACUAACCGUGGUCAUACGGUUCAGUCCGUAUGCGAGUCCUUCCAAAUGGCAAAAGAUGCAGGCUACAAAGUGGUCUCGCACAUGAUGCCAGAUUUACCGAACGUCGGCUAUGAGAGAGACAUUGCCCAGUUUCAUGAGUUUUUUCAAAACCCAUCCUUUCGGCCAGACGGACUGAAGAUAUAUCCAACACUAGUCAUUCGUGGCACUGGUCUAUAUGAGCUUUGGAAAUCUGGGCAGUAUCGUUCCUAUUCGCCUGAUACGCUGAUCGACCUGGUUGCCCGCAUAUUGGCAAUUACGCCACCCUGGACUCGAGUUUAUCGCAUCCAACGGGACAUACCCAUGCCACUUGUCACUUCUGGCGUGGAACAUGGCCAUCUUAGGGAGUUGGCUCUCCAAAGGAUGGCCGAUCUUGGGCUACGGUGUCGUGACGUGCGCACUAGAGAAGUGGGCAUCAAGGACGUUCAUGGAGAGCUUCCCACGAGCUCAAACAGCGAGCUUGAGCUUGUGCGGAGAGACUAUGUGGCCAGCGGCGGUUGGGAGACCUUUCUCUCUUAUGAAGAUGUAGCUUCCGAUACACUUGUUGGUCUACUUCGGCUCCGACUUCCCACUGCUCAGGGUACUUAUCGCCCAGAACUAGUAGCGGAACCAACUUCUCUGGUCCGAGAGUUGCACGUAUAUGGCUCAGUGGUUCCACUGACAGUCAAAGAUCCCCGCAAAUUCCAACAUCAAGGCCUUGGUACAUUGCUGAUGCGAGAAGCUGAGCGCAUUUCAAGAGAAGAGCAUCUUUCCACAAAAAUCGCCGUAAUUUCGGGUGUCGGCACAAGAGACUAUUAUAGACGACUGGGAUACCACCUGGAGGGACCAUAUAUGGUUAAGUCUUUGACAAUAGAUACUUGCUCCCACGCCAACUAA
This is a messenger RNA of Mitosporidium daphniae, 1716 nucleotides long. RefSeq names its product elongator complex protein 3. Bases 1 to 1716 code for a protein of 571 amino acids. Gene Ontology annotation, molecular function: iron-sulfur cluster binding; acyltransferase activity, transferring groups other than amino-acyl groups. Lineage: Eukaryota; Fungi; Microsporidia. The transcript has a single exon. Gene Ontology annotation, cellular component: cytoplasm; nucleus; elongator holoenzyme complex. Gene Ontology annotation, biological process: tRNA wobble base 5-methoxycarbonylmethyl-2-thiouridinylation. The record is from RefSeq and is a predicted model, not a curated record.